UCCAAGUUGCACGUUCAUCUAAUUAAUCGGUUUAUUGUCCCAUUUGCUGAAGACAAUAAAAUUUUGUUUGUGUAGUUUAAACCGAGACAAACGCUAAAUUGCGAACAUUGCAUAAACCUAACGUCAGUCUAAAUAAUUUAACAAUUAAUUAAGCGCUUUAAACAAUAAAAAAAUUACGAAACGUCUUUUAUUUAAACAAAUAUUCGAUAUUUCAAUAUCUUCUGCGGAAACAUAAUUUCCGAAAUCAUUAUUCGCUGACAUCCGCGAAUAAAAAUGCGCCUAGAGUAAAAAAUAGAACAAAGAAAACACUGAAUAUAAAAAUAAAACAAUAAAAAUAAAAUUCCCUCGACUCCCAUUCGUGGCGGAAAAUGAAUUCUGCUGCAGUGCGAUAAUCGCCCGCGUGUCCCUUCCUUAUGUGAGCCGUCUGGUUCUGUUCACCUAUCGUUUCAUUACAAGAUGAUGGCGAAAUGAAAGUGGUACUGCAAACGAAAGUAUGCAGAAAUGAAAGUUGCAUUCAGUUGCGCGACUAAAAAUGAUUCUACUCGCAGAAUUGUUUCACUUCCGCCGCGUGCGGACAAAAAAUCCCGCGCCCGGUGGAUCGCGCAGAUACUUCACUAAUUUCUCGUCGUUGACCGCCAAUUGUAAUGCGUGAAUUCAUUGAUAAUUAUUGAGUGACGAAUGUUGACAAAUAUCGGGGAAUCGUUCGCAUGUUUCCGAUGCAGCCUGCGUGACGGAUAGCGAAACGUGUGACAUGUGGAAGUUAAUCGUGAAAAUGCUAUCACUUAAACAUCGCAAUAAGUGAAACAAUAUCUAUGUUUGGAACUCGCUCGAGUCCUCGUAACCGAGGCAGGUGGUCUCCAGUGUGUUUUCCGACGGGGGACAAACCGUCCACCUAAUAAAAUAUUAACCGCCUUCGGCGUUUGUUCGCGUUCACACAGCAAUUGCGUGCCCCAGAGCGAGUAUAACGUCCCCACGCCGCCGAAAAAUCCCUAAAAAAUUGAUAAAAUGUAUCAAUAAUCACGGAAUUAUGGUGAGAGCUUGACGAGUGUGAGGCAGUUGGUGGUGUCGUCAAGAAGGCUCGGUUUCUAUGAGAGUGCGUUUCGAAAAAUUGCCAAGAUGUGCGCGGAGGCAAUGUCAGUGGUGAAUUUCUACGAUGAAAAAUCAAUACUUAUUACGGGAGCUACAGGUGGAAUAGGGAAACUGCUGAUUGAAAAGCUGCUGAGGUCCUGUCCCAAUAUCGGGAAUAUUUAUGUGCUCCUCCGGCCGAAACGCGGCGAGACUGCCACUGAACGAGUUUCGAAUUUGUUAAACACACCGAUUUUUCACAAAUUACGCGGUGCUGAUCCGGGAAUACUGACGAAGGUCGUCAUGAUCGAGGGGGACUUGUGCCAGCCUGACUUGGGGAUUUCUGAGACGAAUAGGGAAGAGCUUGCGAAAAAUGUCUCCGUUGUUUUCCACUGUGCGGCGAUUUUGCAAUUCGAUUUGAGUUUGGAGGACGCUUUAUCCAUUAAUGUCUUCGGGACUCGGCGACUUCUGUUGUUCUGUCAUAGAAUGAGUAAAAUCGAGGCGUUUAUUCACGUUUCGACGUUAUACUCCACUUGCAACAGGCCCAAGAUUGAGGAGUGCAUCCCGUCAAUUCCAGCUUUGGACGGGAGACUCGAUUUCAAUAAAAAUAUCAGGGAUUUUGUCGCAGCGCUACCCGAGGAUGUGGUGAAGGAUUGGCCCAAUACUUACGCUUUUUCCAAGGCCCUGGCGGAAUUAAUGUUGAAUGCGCACAGGGGAAUGCUGCCGAUAGGCAUUGUCAGACCGUCCAUCGUUCUGUCAACACUGAGAGAACCAAUGCCAGGGUGGAUCGAUAAUUUUUACGGCCCUACAUUGUCGAUUUCCAAUGGAGCCCUAGGUAUUCUGAGAACAGUUAUUUGUGACGGUGAAAAAGUGGGAGACAUCAUACCAUCAGACCUCGUGGUGAAUCUGCUGAUAACCGUCGGUUGCAAGACGAAGUAUCAAGGGACGAGUGAAAUAAAAGUCUACAACUGUUGCACAGGCCGGCAAAACCCCAUGAAAAUGAAGCAGUUGCUCGACGACUGCCAGAAGUACGCGCGGAUGUACCCACUGAUGGCGGCAAUACGAUACCCGAAUUUGACUCAUCGAUCGUCUUACGUGGCUCACUGGAUCGUCUCGAAAGUCCAGCACAGAUUGUUAUCUUAUAUUCUCGAUUUUGUCGCGCUCUUCACGUCCAAGAGGGGCCGAAUGAUUCGGAUUCACAACACCCUUGCUCGAAUUCUGGGCAGUCUGGAUUACUUCACACUGCGCCAGUGGGCGGUCGACGAUUACAAUGUGGAAAGACUCAGCAGCGAAAUGAGCGACAAGGAGAAGGACAUAUUCUACUUCGAUCCCAAGAUCAUUGACUGGAAAUUGUACGCGAAGAUCUAUUCCCUGGGCAUCAGGAGGCAUCUGUUCAAGGAGAAGAUGGAUGACAUCGAGGAAGCUAAAGCGCGAAUGUCAAAUUUGUACUGGAUGGAGAAAUCUCUGCAGGUUUUCAUCUCAGUCUCGUCAUUCAUUUCGAUUUACUACUGGAUAAAGUCACGACGCAAUAGAAUUAAAUCGUAACAGGACUGAUAAUUUUCCUCAUAAUUUUCCCCGCAUUUCCGUAUUUUUUUACUCCCGAGGCCUCUUAAUCCUUAAACUGCACUCAUUUUUUUACAUCGGGGCAUAUUAUUCCGAUGAAGUGGACUUCUAUAACCCAUGAUUAUAAAUUUGGCUGACGUCGCCUGACAAAAUGUAAAAUAAUUCAAUUUUUCAUUGAGACAUUAGAGGAGAUCAAGUGGAAAAUUUAAGCUUUUAUAACGGUUUUUUAAAUUGAUAGCAACAAUACAUUCGAAAAAUAAUUCCUACUCGCCCUUCGACCCUGUGUGCAGCUUGAGGAUUAAUUUCAGGAUCAGGUCAUGAAGAAUUGAAGAAAAAUGCGUCCACUGAUUUGCAAUUCAACAUGUCGAAUGGAAUUUAUUGAGCAAUAACUCAACUUCGUGAGUAGUAUUGGACCCAAAUAAUUUUUACGACUGUUACAGAAUAAUAAAUGUUACGAAGUAAUGUAAGAUUCAAAUAAAGAAAUUCA
Diachasma alloeum is the source of this 3115-nucleotide messenger RNA. Its product is annotated as putative fatty acyl-CoA reductase CG5065. Gene Ontology annotation, molecular function: alcohol-forming very long-chain fatty acyl-CoA reductase (NADP+) activity. The coding region runs from base 1117 to 2610 and encodes 497 amino acids. Gene Ontology annotation, cellular component: peroxisome. Lineage: Eukaryota; Metazoa; Arthropoda; Insecta; Hymenoptera; Braconidae. The transcript is spliced from 5 exons. The record is from RefSeq and is a predicted model, not a curated record. Gene Ontology annotation, biological process: long-chain fatty-acyl-CoA metabolic process.